UCAACAGAUUAUCCAGUCGGUUCUGGAUUUCUCCUCUCCUCUUUAUAAAUAUCCAACUGAUCAGACUUGUCAGACAGCGAAGAGCAAGCAAGCAAGCGACUCUGAAGCAACUUUCUCGCUGCCAACGAAACAUUUUUUCAGCUACUUCCUCGCCAACAAAACACUUCUCUUUUCUUGAUUCUUUUGCAAAAUCUUUAACAAUGUCACUCAUCCCAAGCUUCUUUGGCAACCGACGCAACAGCGUCUUUGAUCCCUUUUCCCUCGACGUAUGGGAUCCAUUCAGGGACUUUCCCUUUCCUUCUUCGUCUCUUUCUAGGGAAAAUUCCGCACUCGUGAACACUCGUGUGGAUUGGAAGGAGACGCCGGAGGCGCACGUAUUCAGAGCUGAUCUCCCGGGGAUGAAAAAAGAAGAAGUGAAAGUUCAAAUCGAGGACAAUAGCGUGCUGCAGAUCACCGGUGAAAGGCACGUGGAGAAGGAGGACAAGAACGACACUUGGCACCGCGUUGAGCGCAGCAGCGGCAAGUUCUCGAGGAGGUUCAGGUUGCCGGAGAACGUGAAGAUGGACCAGGUGAAGGCUUCUAUGGAGAAUGGAGUGCUAACUGUGACGGUACCGAAAGCGGAGGUGAAGAAACCUGAUGUUAAGGCUGUUGAGAUUUCCGGCUGAGUGUUUCAAUUUCACGAAAGACUUUGAUGAUAUUUCUCUAUGUACGAGCGUUGAUGUGUAUGGAAAGUGAGUAAACUUUGUGUUUUGUAUGUGAAGCGUUUGAUGAAAUGUCAGUGCGUCUGAUAUGAGUUUGUGAUGUUGUAAUGCUAACGUACAUAAUAUCCAAUAAUAAUACUUUCUAUUGCAAA
Carica papaya (papaya) is the source of this 853-nucleotide messenger RNA. RefSeq names its product 17.3 kDa class I heat shock protein-like. NCBI's taxonomy places the organism in Eukaryota, Viridiplantae, Streptophyta, Magnoliopsida, Brassicales, Caricaceae. The record is from RefSeq and is a predicted model, not a curated record.